AUGGCGAAGACUCAUACAUUGGAUAAUCAGAAGAUUCGAUUCGUCUCCCUCCACCGGAAUAAUUCAUCUACACAGGAAAUGACACCAACUACCGUACUAAAUAUUCUUGAUAAUUUCCACCAAGCAAUUGAAAGAUUGUCGAUGCAGAAUACUCAAGAGAAUUCCGAGUUCGAAUCGCUUAUCGAGGAAUUGCACUCUUACAAGAAAGAAUACCAUGCACUGUGGACGAAGUUUGAGAAACAUGAGAGGCAGUCGCAGCUAACUCAAUCCCGGACAAAGUGUACAGACAACUUCGAUGACAUGGGAAAUGGGGAAAAGGAUUCUCUUUAUAUUGCUCAAGUACAAAGUCGUAUGACCGAGAACUCAUUGUUAGGCACUAUAUCUGCUAUAAACGUCGAACUUGAUAAACAGAGGGUCCGUGUUACGAAUCAGGAACAUGAGUUGAAAAGGUUGAAGACCGUUAUCAACAAAGAUUCCCACCUAAAGAAGACCAUGUCGGAGAAAAUUAAGGAUUUCGAACAGCGAUUGCAAGAAGAGAGCAAGGCAUCCAAAAAUGAGCUCAAACUUCAAAAGCAAAGAAUGACUGACUUAAAUACACUCAAUCAAGGUCUUGAGAGGCAGCACAACCAGGCGCUCAUUGUCAAAGAAGCUUCGGAAUGGAAAACCCAAUUCAAGCGGACUGUUCAGCAACUGGAGUCGGAGAAAAAUGAACUGGACGGACUGUUAAAGGCGAAAGAAUGCGCCAUUCAAACUGCGAAUACCAAAUGCGGAAAUUUGAAGUCUCAGGUCAAAGAAUUAGAACUUCUCGUAACAACGACGGAACAACUUGUUAAAGCGCAAGCUCAGGAGCUCACACUCGCGCGAAAUAGGAUUGAUGAGCUCCAGUUAUCCAUAAAGGUCACAAGGCAAAAAGCGGAAAAUCAUACCAAGGUUAUUGAGAACCUUCAAGCGAGCGAAGCAAAUGCGCAAAGUUCUCAUGAAAUCACAAUGAGGGAACUCAAGGCAUCUCGGAAGCGAAAUGAAGAAUUGCAGUCCGCAAUCAAUGAAAUACAGUAUUCAAAAAGCGAACAAGCACAAGAAUUAGACAAUAUACGAAAGGAGAACCUUUGCCUCUUGAAUCGCAGAAACCAAGAGUACCAAGAACUUUGCGAGAAGUAUGCAAACCUUGAGUCUACGGUUGAAAUUAUCAAGGUUACUAGUAUGGAAACAUUGAAGAACGAGAAAGAACUUGAAACUUGGAAGAGGAGACAGCUAACAACCGAAAAUUUCUGUGAUAAUGAGGAUUGGGAGAUAUUUCUCAAGCAAAAUGAGAGGAUUCUCGCAUCUUCUCAUGCUGCUGUCCAGGUUAAGAACCACGAACUUCAUGCUAAGGACCAAGAACUCCAGUGCAGAGUAUCAGAGCUCAAUACCUACAAGACGGCAUUGAUUGACAUGGAAAUUUGUGCCGGCAGAACGCUCAAUUCUCUGCGAAAUCAUAACCAAGAACUUUUGUCACUCGUUGCGGUGCAGGAUGCUAAAAUACAUCAAGUUGAAACCCUCAAAGAUCAGAUGAAGGAGAUGGCCUUGGAACUAGAGAGCCUGCAAACGGAAAAGGCUAAUACCGAGCGUUCUUUUGUGCACAAAUGCCAAGAGGUAGACAAUCUCCGUAUCGAAUUUCGUUCCUCUGUACAACUUAUCAAGGAGAAAGCCCAUGCGGAGCUAGAGGAGAAAAAUUUGGAGCUUUCAAUACUCAGCAAAGGCAAGCAGGAUGUGUGCCUGUUGGUCGAAGAAAAGGACCGGAUCCUAAAGAACCUAAGGGACACCGACAAUGAAAGAGAGAAAGAAUUAGGCAGACUUCGCAAAGAGCAGGGGAAACUGGAAACCGCCCUCCAUGUGGCAAGGCAGGAGCUAGGAAAAUCGCAAUGCCCGACAUGUAAGGAUGCUAAAGUGAAAGUUCAGGUGAACGAAUACUUUAGCAAGAAAUCGAAGCAGAAGUAUAGGGCAAUGACUCAUGCCCAGACGCAAACAUGUACAGUCGAUGGUCGCAAUGAUCCAGAAGCUCAAGGAAACGAUUCUAGGACGACGGAGCAGAGCAUAGAUUUGUUAUGCACGACAUUGAACAGGCAGUUAUCCCUCGCAAGCGAAAAAAAGGAGAAACGAGUGGGGCCGCCCACGGUACUUCAUCUCAUGACCGAUAUUCAGCUGAUAUGUCCUCUACUUCAUGAAUCGUCCGCGCACCCGGUACAUCAAAAUAACGACAAAAGGGCUGCGGCAACCAUCAUACUGCCAGUGGAAGUACGCGCUUUGCGUAACAGCGAAUUGCAGAACUAUGCGGAUCUAAUACAACAGGAAGAAAGGUCGAUUAAACCACAUGCGAAUACUUUGAUUUCGGAGAAGCUACGCAAAUUUCUAGGCGCGAAUACAAUUUUGAAGCAUAUGCAGGUUCAAUCGAACUUCCCUUUAAUUCUCCCUCAAAAAUCGAUACGAAAAGAGCCUGAACUCGCUGAUUCAAGAAAGGCAUUUGAAGUUCUUGAGCUUGUAGAGGAACCAGCACGAGAGCUUGAAGCUUCGAACGUCGUGAACGCGGGAUUGGUACUUGAUGCAAACAUACCACAAACCAUUGAAGAGGCACGUAGAUCACAGGAUCAAAUUAUCCAAAUUUCGCAGGAAAAAUUGUUCAUCACAGAGAAAAGUCUCAAGAAGAUGCUAAAGGACUGCAGAUAUUUCGAAACCGAUCAGGACAAGACGAAUAUGUCAAACACUGAGAAGGCUGCAGAGUUGAUGAUCGAGCUGGCGCAGAACCCUGCUUUGACUAUCCAAUCAAAGUCCUUGCAGGAACAAUGCGAUUCCCAAAUGCGUGCGUUCAGGACCACUCAGCCGAAGUUCAAAGACCUCCAAGUGACCAUUCAGGGUCAUGAUCGGGAACUUGUUGAACUUCUCAGGAUCAACGAAAAUGAACGUUCACGAGAGCUGCAAACCUUUGAAGCGAAAGAAGCGGCAGAUAGGGCGAUGACAACCGAUUUACGGAAGCAAAUUCAAACCCUCGAAACGAAACAUCGAUCACAGGGCAAAAGCUUCCAACUUGUGAAGGAGCAGCUACUUCGCACAAACAAGAACCUGAAGAUUAUGACAGCAGACUACUACGACAUGAAAAUGCUUGUUGCAGAAGAGAAUACACAAUUGAAGAACGAGCAGGCCCGCACGUCUCAUUUGACUAUCCAGCUGAAAGGUUGUCGUGAACAGUGUAGCUCUCAAAAAUAUGCGCUAGAUACAGCGGAACAGAGACUGGAAUCCCUUCAGAAAACUCUGAAUGCUCGAUGUCAGGAACUGGAGUCUCUUAAGGGCAAUAUGACGACUCACGCAGACAUUCUGUCUCAGAAGAAUGCUCAACUCUUGGAUGCACAAGAGCAGUCCGCUGAUUUGACCACUCGAUUGAAGGCCUUGCAGGAACGAACUGAUCUUCAGCAUUGUAGACUAGAGGAAACGUUACAAGAAUUGGAGAACCUUCGGAUGAAUAAUCAGGAUUUGCUACGGGAGCUGGAGUCGCUCAAGGAUGAACACAUUGACGCGAAAAACAUCGCAAAAGGGACCGGCCAGCUAAUGAAUAUCCAGGAUCAGACGAAUAAAGAAAGGAAAUAUACCAUGGCACGAGUCGAGGUGGAAGCCCUUCGCUCCGAAUUGAACAACCUUCGUAUCUAUCAAGAGCAGAGAGCAUCUCAAACGCAGGAACACCACAAGCUACAUCGGAAUAACCUAGAAAAAGUGGUUCAAGACAAUAAGUCACGGGAAGUUCGGAAGACUACAGAUGAGCAAAAUUUGGUCUCCGCUUUAGCUUCAAAUACGUCGAAGAAUCAGGUUCUGCAAUCAAAAACAGAAUCUCAGGGGAAAAGUUUACCAUGCAAGGUCCUUCAAAAGACCCAUUAUACUAUGGCACCUAGGCUCGAUACUCCAUCAUGGGGAGGUCUCAAGAAGAGUUUUAGCGAUGCUGACGUGGGAACGGAAGUUACGACCAGACACAGAUAUGCAUUGGGUUUUCGAAAGAAGGAAGGAGACAAUGGAGAAUCCCGGUUCUUCAAGAAUCAGCGAGCAUCCAUCUAUGUGCGUUCAUAUUUUGGUACGAACCGAAAGCAUCUGCUCAUAGCUGUUGUCUCAUCGCGUGCAGCUAAUGGGUGGCUUUAUAAGCUGGCAGUGUCGCGACGAAAACAGAAAGGAACAUUAAGGACCGAAGUUGAUUAUACUAUACCAGUCCCAGAUCAUUCUCGAUCCCAACAAUAUAUGUUUGCUACUUACAUCACUUACCUUGGUCAACGGUCUGAUGAGUUGAAGCGGAACUCCUAG
Molecule: messenger RNA, 4317 nt
Organism: Lentinula edodes (shiitake mushroom)
Lineage: Eukaryota; Fungi; Basidiomycota; Agaricomycetes; Agaricales; Omphalotaceae
Exons: 34
Coding region: 1-4317 (1438 amino acids)
Source: RefSeq, a predicted model, not a curated record